Messenger RNA from Ochotona princeps (American pika), 357 nucleotides. Its product is annotated as ubiquitin-conjugating enzyme E2 variant 2-like. The record is from RefSeq and is a predicted model, not a curated record. NCBI's taxonomy places the organism in Eukaryota, Metazoa, Chordata, Mammalia, Lagomorpha, Ochotonidae. The transcript has a single exon. Bases 1 to 357 code for a protein of 118 amino acids.
AUGGUGGUCUCCAUGGGAGUUAAAUUUAUUAACAAUUUUCUCUUGUUGGAAAAAUCUGAAGGACAAAAAGGAGUAGGUGAUGGUACGAUUAGCUGCGGCCUUGAAGAUGAUGAAGAUACAACAUUGAAAACGUGGGCAGGGCCUCCAAGGACGGACUAUGAGAACAGGAUAUACAGCCUGAAAGUAGAAUGUGGACCUAAAUACCCAGAAGCUCUUCUGUCAAUUAGAUUUGAAAUAAAAAUUAAUAUGAAUAGAAUCAAUAAUUCCCGUGGAAUGAUGGACGCAUGGAGCAUACCAAUAUUAGCAAAACGGCGAAGUUCAUAUAGCCUUAAAGUUGUGCUUCAGGAGCUAAGAUGA